Colletes gigas is the source of this 4683-nucleotide messenger RNA. RefSeq names its product maternal B9.10 protein-like. The coding region runs from base 376 to 1161 and encodes 261 amino acids. The transcript is spliced from 3 exons. Gene Ontology annotation, cellular component: cytoplasm; nucleus. NCBI's taxonomy places the organism in Eukaryota, Metazoa, Arthropoda, Insecta, Hymenoptera, Colletidae. Gene Ontology annotation, biological process: negative regulation of cell population proliferation; negative regulation of mitotic cell cycle. The record is from RefSeq and is a predicted model, not a curated record.
UUAAAUUUUUAAGCAUAUCGAGCGCGUGUACAGUUACAACGACAGUGAAAUAUUAUGAUAAAUAAAUAAUCACCAAGAAUCCCUGUUGUGGUAUUUCAGGAACAAUCGCUCACGGCACGACCUGACGAGAGUAACAGAUACAAUUGGUACAAAAUCUAUAUACCAAAGAGGAAACGAGAUAGCAUAGCAAAAGUUUCACAAAAAAAAAAACACAAUUGAUCAUAAAAGAUUUAAGUAUUGCAACGGUGCAGAAGGGCUCUAUGUGCGCCACAUCAGUUUCAGCAAAUGGUACUUUAGUUUUCAAGAAUAUUGUGUCAAGGCAUCAAAGACGGAAUUCAUUUACAAAUUGUAACCUUGGUAUACGACAAAGGCAACAUGCGCAACGAAAUCACUGCAGCAGUACUAUUCUUAGUACAGCUGAUAGAAAAAAACGAAAAAUUUAGUCCUGAUCAAUUGGAAUGUUUUAAACGACGUUUGGUCGAAUUAUUGACGGAACGUUUUAAAAAUCAUUGGUUUCCUGACAAACCAUUCAAAGGUCAAGGUUAUCGUUGUAUUCGUGUAAAUGGUCACAAUCGGAGGGAUGCAACUUUGGAGAGUGCUGCUACUGCUGCUGGAGUUAAAUAUGAAGAUUUGUCGUUACCAGUAGAAUUAACACUCUGGGUCGAUCCUAACGAAGUUUGCUGUAGAUUUGGGGAAAGUAAGGGGUCCUAUUGCACAUUGGCAUCAUUUGACGAUAAAGAAAAUACUGUACCAAUUUUCCAUGGAAGUGAAGAACGUGAAAAUAAACAAUCUGAGGGGCUGACUAAGAUACAGAAAUCCCCUUUGACCACCAAUGCAGAACAAAAAUCAAAACCAUUAAGCUCUGCUAAUCAAAAUCAACAGCAUAGUAAUAAUGGUACAGGUAGGAGGCGCAAUUUGAAUAGCCCUAGGCUACACAUUAAUAGAAAUCGUUCGUGGUUCGGUCCCUCCUUCAGUAUGGGUUAUGGUCCUCAUCCAAUAAGUCAACCGUGGUAUAACAUUAUGCCUCCUCACUUUUUGGGUGGUCCGUCCCCACCGCCUUUUAUAGGUCACCGAGGAAAUAAGUGGAUUCAUCCACCUUCCUAUCCUACAGGACCCGCCCGUUUCCACCAUUGGUCCCCUAAAGCUGCUCUUAAAGUAUAAACAAACCCUCUUUACGAAAGUAGUUAAAAAAUCUGUUCCUUUGUAUACAAAAAAUAAUAUAAAAUUAAUACUGUUUGAGGCUUCCGUAUGUAAGCUGUGUCCUUGGAGGAAAUUGUUUUGACGAUUCGCUAACAUUGCAGCUAGCACAUUGAUAUUGAUUUGUGAUUUGAUCCUUGAUGAAGCUAACUGUAAUGUCGGCGAAACGUCGGAACAAUUUCGUCCAAGAAUACAGCUUAAACCUGGAAGUCUUAAUCAGUAUUAACUGUUAGAAACUGAGCUGUGAAAGCCUGAAAUAUCUUAUAAAGUAUAAAAUUGUUUUGUCGAUUUAAAAAUUUUAUAAUUCAGUCUAAAAAUUAGUAGUAAUAAUGAGAAAAUGUGGUAAUAGUAAUAGUAAUGUAUUAUUGUUUGCAUUCGAUUUUUUAAAAAUUGAAUAUGAACGUUUUUAUAUUAGGAACAGAUUUAUUAACGUUUCAGUGACGAAACUUAUCCAUUUUGUAAUUACAAAUGACCUUGUUCGAAUUACGACUAAGGCUUACGAUUUUUUAUGAUGAGAAAUGUUGCAUUAUUACAUGUUAUAUAUAAAUAAUUAAUUGGAUGAUAGAUGUUUAAUUCCGGAUGCAAGGUUGCUUGUAAAAUAUUAGAUUAGUGAGAAUUUACCUAGAAAGGAUUGUCAUUGAUGUGUGAGACAUAAAAAUGAAUGUUAUAUCACUUGUGACACUUUUUCCCCAUUAAUCCUUAAGGAAAGGAUUUAGUAAUAUAUAGAUCGUAUAUAUUUCAAAAGGGAGCAGUAUUGAUUUUAAGCGGGUUUCCAAAAUUAAAUACAAUUGCUCAUUAAAUUAUAUGUAACAAAUUUUAAUGCCUUUAUAGGCGAUCUCAGUUCAUUAGUAAAUAUUUCAUAUAUCAAAUUCUAUCAUGUAAUAGAAAGAAAGAGUUUCAAAUAACUUUUUCUUUGAUGUAUAUAUAAAACGUAUUCAUAACGACUAGAGCUUCAAAAUUCACUUCAUUUUUCAAUAUUGUUAUAGAACAGUGCAGAGACAGAGAAUUUAGCCAUUUAAUCUGCUAAUUUAUUAAAAUAAUGAUAUGCUACAACAAUGUUGAUAAACCAUGUAUACUUUGAAGUUCUAGUAACAGUGAUUUGAAAAUGAUGUUUGAUUAGUUCAAAUCAAUAAUUUUGUCUUUUAUUUUGUACAUGUGUAUUAUUAUAUUACAUUAACGAAUAGGGAAACGAUAUCAUAUUUAAUUUCACAGGUUUGUGGUGCAGAAAAAUUUAUAAUAUUUUUGCUUCAAAAAGCAUACCAUACCUGUUACAUGAACAUACUGCCUCUAUAGAAAUUCUGUUAAUAAUCAGUUAUAGUAGAACGUUACUAAAAAAAAUAUAUGGAUUCCAUGGUUAAUGUGCAGUUAUAAAAAUUAAAUCUUUAUUUUAAUUAUGCUCAACGUGAAGAUAAAUUGAGCUUAUGUUUUUAAGUGAAACUAAUGAAACUUAGCAUUUAAGAAUAUAUAUCAUUGAUGUUGGUAGAUCUAUAGCACAUUGGAGUUCAAACUUUAAUUCUGUCGUACUAAUGCUACUGUCAUGUACAUUCAAUUUUGUAUAUUGUAGACAAUUUAUAACACCAUAGUAAUUUAUACCUACUUAAACCAUUUCCUCCUGCUUUGUUAACACACACGUACGCGCCUUAUCUUUAUUCUGGAUUUAUCUAUGUCUGAAGGUUUCAAAAAUCAAGUAAUACAAAUAAGAUUUUUUGAUUGCAAUUUUAUACAGUAUUUAAAGUGUUACAAGUUAGUUCUUUAGUAAUUUUGUACAUCGUUAUUUAUCUUUGAUCACUAUUCAAAGAUAUACUUUGUGUGAAUAUAUGUAUCACAGUUAGCAAUUAAACAAUCAUUCUUCUUUAACUAUUGUAUUUAAAUAAUCUGCAUUACUUGUUUUCUGAACUCUUUGGUCAUGUGAUAUGAAUGUUUUAGUAUUGUUAGUGCCUAAAAUGUGCAAUUUCUUUAAUUUAUAUUGUAACAUAGGCUCGCUCAUAAAAGUAACUAUCGCCUUAUACACGUGAAAAUUUAACGUGAGAGUUACUUUUAAGAAUUACGUUCGUACAAGUAUGUUAUUGGUUUAUUGGCGCAAAAGAUAUUCAUUCUUAUGAAAGGUAUGCAGUUAUUUUAAUGACACAUAAUUAAUUUGUUUGGUUUAAAUAUUUUAAGAAUUUUUGAUCGAUGUUCCAAAGCAUUGAAAUUAAUAACAAAGUGAAGAAUUUGUAUUGAAUGGCAUAAGUGUUACCAUCUGUUACAUAUAUUUAUAUAUAUAUACUGUGAGUUUUAACUAACUCUAAUGCAAAUUGGAAUAUUGUUGUCACUAGGUACACUUAGUGUCUUUAGAUAAAUUUCUAAAACUAUAGCCAGGUACAGCAUAAAUAUUAUUGAACAGACUAUAUUAAAGAAAAUUUUAAUCAAAUAUGUAGUGUAAAUUUGCAAUUUUCAUGUUUCACGUUUAGCAUUAUUUAAUGUAUGCAUGAAAUUUGCUCUAUUAUAAGUAAUUUUUGUGUUCAAUUUGUUAAAACUUAUUCAGGAGUCAUUUUGUUACGAAAGAUGAAAAUUCUAUAUGAAUAUAGAUAUUAUAGUGUAUAUGUAGAUUUAAGCAAUGUUGCAUUCGGACAUAUUCUUUUAUUAAUAUAUAUGAUGCUCAACAUUUGAAAUGUUCCAAACUUUUUAAUUGUGUUCAUGUAUAAAAAAAAGAAAGAAAGAAAUACUUUAUGCUCCAUACAAUAACAUUUUCAAGCGAUAAGAAAUGUUCAGGAACAAUUUUUUUAUAAGGAAUCUACAUUCGAAUAAUAUGUGAUAAAAUACAUAGUAUUUAAUGAAUAUCUGCAUAUUUGGUGAAAAAAAUUACAUAAAUUUCAAGCAAAAAGUAUAUUCUCUUUUAUAUAAAACAUUCUUUUAUACCUGAAAUUUCUUAACUACAUAAUAGAUAGACGUUAAAAUUUAUAAGUGAAUAUAGUGCUUUAGCACGAAAAAUUAGUAUCCUUUACAUAGUUUUCAAAAAAUGUAGGAAAAUAGUUUACAAAAUAAGAAAGAAGAAGAAAUACAAGAUUUUAAUUCUUACUUAAAAAAAUACUAUUUUUUCUUUUUUAUGACCAAUAUGUAUACAAAAUUUUAAUACUGUAUUGUUGUACAUUCUCUUAUUAAAGCUGUAUUUUACAAUCGUGUAAAAAUACAUUUUAUUAAAAAAAAGCAAAUUUGAUAUUAAGUGAAACUUUAUACUAGAUUGUCUUAACGUUUGGAUCAUUUCGAUUGUAGGGUAAAGCACUAUAUAAGCGUAUACAUAUAUUCUACCACUGCUGUGUCAUAUGUUAUAAGAAUACUUCUUGCAUAGUUAUGCAACAAUGACUAUAAUCCUGUUCUACAACCAUACUGAUCUUCGCAUUUUUUCAUAACUUCAAAUAUAUAUCUCUGUUCAGUACUUUGUUUCGUGUUAUCCAAUAAAAGAUAUAUUACACAUUCAAGCAAAAUAUUUAUAGAUUAUUAAUUGUA